AUGUCGGGCGACAACUACCAACGCGAUGUGUCGCAGUACAAGUACUCGGCGAUGUCCAACCUGGUUCUCCAGGCGGACCGUCGAUUUGUUACGCGCCGGACAGAUGAGGCCACAGGGGACCCAGAGUCUUUGGCCGGCCGUCUCUCGAUACAGGAGAUGGGCGCGCGUGUUGCUCGGGAUGCGGCGCCGAAACAGAGGAAAUCCCACAUUCCCGCGGUGGAAAGAGGCUCAGUGCGGGAAGGCGAGGACAUCCCGCGGCAACAAAAGAAGAAGGGCGCAGAUCCAUCAAGAGGCGGCGGCAUUCUGUCUGGCGCUGACGCCCUGGUCGAGGGUAUCCGAUACCGACCGAGAACCCAGGCGACGCGAGCGACUUUCGACUUCAUAUUAACCAUCGUGGCCAAGAAUUUGGGCGAAGUGUCCCAAGAAGUGGUGAGCAGUGCCGCCGACGCCGUAUUGGAGUAUCUGAAGGACGAGGAUGUAAAGGACUUCGACAAGAAGAAGCAAAUUGACGAUCUCCUCGGAGCGUCUCUAAGUCCGAAGGAGUUCAAUGAGCUGGUCAACCUCGGCAAGAAAAUCACGGAUUACGAUGCGGAGGAUGAGGAUGAAGAGAUGGACGGUGCUGACGACGACCAAGAGAUCGACGAGCGCCAGGGUGUUGCCGUCGCCUUCGAAGAGGACGAUGAGGACGCAGAUGGCAUCGUCAACGAAGUUCGAGACGAGUCAUCAGAAGACGAGGAUGACGACGAGGAUCGUCCAGGGCUCGACGAGGAAGCUGGGGCAGCAGGUGCCGCAGAUGAAAAGGAUGGUGACGAGGCCGGCCUGGCUGACGGCGACGCCAUGGUCAUCGAAUCAGCCCCGGCGGGGAAAGCUCAGAAGAAGACCCAAGAGACGAACUACAUCCCUGCUUUCAAGAUAGAUGCAUUCUGGCUGCAACGACAAAUAGGCCGGCUGUACCCAGAUGCCCAUAUACAACACGACAAGACGAUACAGGCCCUACGCAUCCUGUCAGGCGAGCCAGACGAGGAAGGCGGCGAAGAAAAACAGCUCCGAGAGAUUGAAAACGAUCUCAUGGGAUUAUUCGACUGGGACCACCAUGAGAUUGUACAACAACUCAUUUCGAACAGGGAAAAGGUCGUUUGGCUCACCAGAAUCGCUCGAGCAGAGAAUGCCCAGGCUCGUGAGACGCUGGAGCGCGAAAUGGUCUCUGAAGGCUUGCAGUGGAUUCUCGACGAACUUCACGGAAAGACUGGCGAGGAGAAGAAGGGAAAACUGGAGAUCAAGAUGGACCUGGACCAGCCUGAACACAAACAGGCGCCGGAGCCGGAGCACCCAGAGGGCCAGCUCAUAGGCGGUCUCCAACCCAAGAAGCUCAUCAACUUGGAUAACCUCGUCUUCGAUCAGGGGAAUCACUUGAUGACGAAUCCGAAGGUGCGACUUCCAGAGGGAUCUACUAAACGGGCGGGUAAGGGCUAUGAAGAGAUACACGUUCCGCCGCCCAAAAAGCGAAGUGACCCAAGCGACAACCUGAUACCCAUCUCCGAGAUCCCGGAAUGGGCACGCGAGCCUUUCAAAUCGGUCAAAUCCCUCAACAAAAUCCAAUCCAAAUGCUUCCCGUCAGCCUUUGAAGACGACGGUAACAUGCUUGUCUGCGCUCCUACAGGAUCCGGGAAAACCAACGUUGCGUUCUUGGCAAUGCUGCGAGAAAUCGGCAAGCAUCGUGAUCCAGAGACGGGAGACAUCGACUUGGACUCGUUCAAGAUUGUCAGCAUCGCGCCUCUGAAGGCUCUGGUCCAAGAACAAGUUGGUAACUUCGGCAGCCGCUUGGCUCCUUAUGGCAUCAAAGUGUCCGAAUUGACUGGCGAUCGUCAACUCACUAAGCAACAAAUUGCCGAGACUCAAAUCAUCGUCACCACGCCGGAGAAGUGGGAUGUGAUCACUCGCAAGGCGACCGACACGUCCUACACAAACCUUGUACGCUUGAUCUGCAUCGACGAGAUCCAUCUUCUUCAUGAUGACCGUGGGCCCGUCCUGGAAAGCAUCGUGUCCCGCACAAUUCGAAAGACGGAGCAGACUGGAGAACCCGUGAGAAUCAUUGGUCUAUCCGCGACACUGCCAAACUACAAAGACGUCGCCAGCUUCCUUCGAGUCGAUCCGCAGAAAGGCAUGUUUCAUUUUGAUGGAUCAUACAGGCCUUGCCCUUUGCGUCAAGAAUUCAUCGGCGUGACCGAAAGGAAGGCGAUCAAGCAGCUGAAGGUCAUGAACGACGUCACCUACAACAAAGUGCUGGAGCAUGUGGGCAAGAAUCGCAACCAGAUGCUUAUCUUCGUGCAUUCGCGCAAGGAGACCGCGAAAACUGCCCGCUACAUUCGUGACAAGGCGCUGGAGAUGGACACCAUCAACCAGAUCCUCAAGAGCGACGUCGGAAGCCGAGAGGUCCUGCAGGUCACGGCGGAUGGAGCGACCGACAAGGAUCUCAAAGAUAUCUUACCCUACGGCUUUGGUAUCCAUCACGCAGGUAUGAGUAGAGCUGACAGGACCGACGUGGAAGAGCUUUUCGAGGGUGGGCACAUUCAGGUGCUUGUCUGCACAGCCACCCUUGCCUGGGGCGUUAAUCUACCUGCACACACGGUCAUUAUCAAAGGGACGCAGGUUUACUCUCCAGAGAAAGGUAGCUGGGUCGAGCUCAGCCCACAAGAUGUCCUUCAGAUGCUGGGUCGUGCUGGACGGCCCCAGUAUGACACAUUCGGUGAAGGCAUCAUCAUCACCACCCAGACUGAGAUGCAAUAUUAUCUUUCGCUCAUGAAUCAACAAUUGCCUAUCGAAAGUCAGCUGGUAAGCCGUCUGGUCGACAACUUGAACGCGGAGGUUGUUCUGGGCAAUGUGCGCUCUCGGGACGAGGGUGUGGACUGGCUUGGCUACACAUAUCUCUUCGUGAGGAUGUUGAGAUCGCCGGGACUUUACAGCGUUGGCGUCGAAUACGAGGAUGACGAGGGUUUGGAGCAGAAACGGGUUGAUCUAAUUCAUUCUGCCGCCCACGUCCUCCGCAAGGCGAACCUCAUCAAAUACGACGAGAAGAGCGGGCGCAUGCAAGCAACUGAACUGGGCCGCAUUGCCUCGCACUACUAUAUCACAUACGGAUCCAUGGAGACCUACAAUACACACAUACAGCCGUCUAUCACCAACAUCGAACUCUUCCGAGUAUUCGCCCUCAGCGCUGAGUUUAAAUACAUUCCCGUCCGCCAAGAAGAGAAGCUCGAGCUAGCCAAGUUGCUGGGACGGGUCCCGAUACCUGUCAAGGAGAGCAUUGAAGAGCCGCACUGCAAGAUCAAUGUACUUCUGCAGGCGUACAUCUCUCGUCUUAAGCUCGACGGCUUGGCUCUGAUGGCCGACAUGGUGUACGUGACGCAGUCCGCAGGACGUAUUCUGAGAGCCAUCUUCGAGAUUGCACUGAAGAAAGGCUGGUCCUCUGUGGCGAAGACGGCUUUGAAUCUGUGCAAGAUGGCAGAGAAACGAAUGUGGCCCACGAUGACACCAUUGCGCCAAUUCCCGAGUUGCCCGAGGGACAUCGUGCAAAAGGCAGAGAGGACUGAAGUUCCAUGGAGCAACUUCUUUGAUCUGGAUCCGCCUCGCAUGGGCGAGCUCUUGGGAAUGCCAAAGGCUGGCAGAACAGUCGUCGGGCUUGUGAACAAAUUCCCUCGAGUUGAGGUUCAGGCUCAGAUCCAGCCGCUGACACGGUCCAUGCUUCGCGUUGAACUCACCAUUUCCCCCAAUUUCGAAUGGGAUGAAGACAUACACGGUCUUGCUGAGAGCUUCUGGAUUCUGGUCGAGGACUGCGAUGGUGAAGAGAUUCUUUUCCACGACACAUUCCUUCUACGCAAAGAUUACGCCGAAUCAGAAACAAGCGAGCACAUCGUGGAGUUUACAGUGCCGAUCACUGAACCGAUGCCUCCCAACUACUUCAUUUCCGUUAUCUCUGACAGAUGGAUGCAUUCCGAAACACGUAUCGCAGUCUCUUUCCAGAAACUCAUCCUUCCCGAGAAGUUUCCACCUCAUACAGAACUUCUUGAUCUGCAGCCUCUACCACCCUCAGCCCUCAAGAACAAGGAGUACACAGCUCUGUAUCCUCAAUGGGAGUACUUCAACAAAGUCCAGACGCAGACUUUCAACACCCUGUACACCACAGACAACAAUGUUUUCGUAGGUGCACCUACAGGGAGCGGCAAGACUGUGUGUGCAGAGUUUUCCCUGCUACAUCUCUGGUCUAAGCCCGACGCGGGUCGCGCCGUGUACAUUGCCCCCUUCCAGGAGCUGGUGGACAUUCGGCUUCGGGAUUGGCAGAAGCGCCUGUCUGGGCUCAAAGGCGGCAAAGACAUCAUGAAGUUGACUGGUGAAACGGUAGCCGAUAUCAAGAUCUUGGACGCCGCAGAUCUGGUUCUUGCGACUCCGACUCAGUGGGACGUCCUCUCCAGGCAAUGGAAGCGUAGAAAAACCGUGCAGACUGUCGAGCUCUUCAUUGCGGAUGAGUUGCAGCUACUCGGUGCCUCCAUGGGCUACGUGUACGAGACCAUCGUCUCCAGGAUGCACUACAUCCGGACUCAGACUGAGUUGCCAAUGAGGAUUGUCGGUCUUGGUGUGUCCCUUGCUAAUGCAAGAGACAUUGGAGAGUGGAUUGGAGCGAAGGCGCACGACAUCUACAAUUUCAGUCCGCACGUACGCCCCGUACCACUGGAGCUUCAUAUCCAGAGCUACACAAUCCCCCAUUUCCCUUCACUCAUGUUGGCGAUGGCGCGGCCGACCUACCUUGCUAUCACUCAAAUGUCCCCAGACAAACCUGCGCUGGUUUUUGUUCCCUCCAGGAAACAAACGCGUGCGACCACUCGAGACAUUCUCACCGCUUGCUUGGCCGAAGACGACGAGGAUAGGUUCCUUCAUGUCGAAGUGGAGCAGAUCCAACCGCUCUUGGAGCGUGUCAGUGAAGAAGCACUUGCUGAGGCAUUGUCCCAUGGCGUCGGUUACUACCAUGAAGCUCUCAGCACCGAUGACAAACGAAUUGUCAAAUACCUGUACGACAACGGGGCCAUACAAGUCCUGGUGGCAUCGCGUGAUGUGUGCUGGGAGCUUGAUUGCACUGCGCAUCUUGUCGUCGUGAUGGGUACGCAGUACUUUGAAGGUCGUGAGCACCGCUAUGUGGAUUAUCCUAUGACGGACGUGCUGCAAAUGUUUGGCAAAGCUCUGAAGUCUUCGAAGGAUGGCCGCGGGCGCGGAGUUCUGAUGCUCCCCGGCGUGAAGAGGGAGUACUACAAGAAGUUCCUCAACGAGGCUCUGCCGGUCGAGUCACACCUGCACUCAUACUUGCACGAUGCUUUUGUUACGGAGAUCAGCACUCGCAUGAUAGAAUCUGGCGACGACGCAAUAGCGUGGAUGACAUUCACAUACUUCUACCGGCGUCUCCUGGCCAAUCCUAGCUUCUACAGCUUGACCAACACCACCGAGGAUGGGCUUAGUCAAUACCUCUCCGACCUCGUUGAAACAACACUGAGAGAGCUGGACGAGUCAAAGAUCAUCGAGUUUGAUGAGGAAGACGGUUCGGUAAUGCCUCAGAACGCUGCCAUGAUUGGUGCCUAUUACAACAUCUCCUACAUCACCAUGCAGACGUUUCUACUCUCGCUCAGCGCCCGUACGAAGCUCAAGGGCAUCCUCGAAAUCGUCACCUCAGCCACCGAGUUUGAGGCAAUACAAAUCAGAAGACACGAGGAUAGCCUGCUUCGUCGUAUCUAUGACCGUGUGCCUGUCAAGAUGGCACAGCCGGACUAUGAUUCACCUCACUUCAGGGCAUUUGUAUUGCUGCAAGCCCACUUCUCCAGGAUGCAACUUCCGAUUGACCUGAUGAAGGACCAGGAAACGAUCGUCUCCAAGGUCGUGAGCCUCCUCAGCGCGACGGUCGAUAUCCUCUCGUCAGACGGGCAUCUGAACGCCAUGAACGCCAUGGAAAUGUCUCAGAUGGUGGUUCAGGCGAUGUGGGACCGCGACAGCCCACUGAAGCAGAUCCCCCACUUCACGCCGGACGUCGUAAAGGCGGCAAACAGCUUCGGAGUCAAGGAUGUCUUCGACUUCAUGGAAGCAAUGAAUCCCGAGGAGAACCCCCAGUACGGCGAGCUGGUCAAGGCCAUGGGUCUUUCACAGAAGCAACUGGAGGAUGCGGCCAAGUUCACCAAUGAGAAGUAUCCGGACGUGUCGUUGGAGUUCGAUGUUGAAGACCCUGAGAACCUCCGUGCUGGCGAGGCUUCUUAUCUCAACAUCAGAAUCGAGCGUGAGAUUGAAGAAGACGAUGAGGUUGACCCCGUGGUUCAUGCGCCGUUCUACCCUGGAAGGAAGUUGGAGAACUGGUGGCUUGUGGUGGGCGAGGAGAGCACCAAGACGCUCUUAGCAAUCAAGCGCGUGACAGUUGGCCGCAAGUUGAAUGUCAAGCUGGAGUUCACGGUGCCGACCCCUGGGGAGCACGAACUCAAGCUUUUCUUGAUGAGCGAUUGCUACAUCGGAGUCGACCAGGAGCCUAGUUUCAAUGUGACGGUGGCGGAAAGCAUGGAAGUUGAUGAAGAUGAGGACGAGGACGAGGACGAGGAGGACGAGUAA
Diaporthe batatas is the source of this 6633-nucleotide messenger RNA. RefSeq names its product ATP-dependent RNA helicase BRR2. Gene Ontology annotation, cellular component: nucleus. The record is from RefSeq and is a predicted model, not a curated record. Bases 1 to 6633 code for a protein of 2210 amino acids. The transcript has a single exon. Gene Ontology annotation, molecular function: nucleic acid binding; ATP binding. NCBI's taxonomy places the organism in Eukaryota, Fungi, Ascomycota, Sordariomycetes, Diaporthales, Diaporthaceae.